UUCUACGGACCUCUUCACCCCUUGUUUUGCCCCUCUUGGUCGGACAAGAGUCCUCUCGAAAAAUGGCUUUUCACUUCUUUAAACCGAUUAAAAGCAAGCAAAUGCAUUGAACUAGACUCGGGGACGCUUGAUGCAUUUUGUUAUUGAUCUAAACUUGGCGACGCGCUUGAGUCUAGAAGUAUUUUGUUUAAUACUGUUCAUAACCUCACUUUUUACAAUAGACGGAGACCCAUUGCUUUUUCAGUUAUGACGUGAGGUUCGUGUGUACUCAGGUUCAUGCGCCAAAAACUCUUCUGACCUUGAAAAGAUGGGAAAUUGUCGGUGGCUUAUUCGUAUUGGAAACUUUUUACUUUCUUUAGGGGAUGGGGUCGGGAGCUACAGGUGCCCCGCUUUUUCUUGCCUUUUUUAUCUUUAAUUACCGAGUGCUUUAUCGAUGACUGGACUUGCGACAAAAAUUCAUUGCUUUUUCUUAACUCUAAAUUUCAUGAAGAGUUAACUUUCCCCUUAACCUCUUCUUCUACUCCUUUAAUUUUUUUGCCCCCUUUUUCCUUUCAAAGUUUUCUGGACGGAAAUUAAUUUGAAAGGAAAGUUUGACAAGGCGCACUAUCGUCUUGAUAAUACGUGGGUGUUUGUAUUGAAAAUGACAGGGAGCUGUGCAUUCAUGAGUUUGUUCUUACUACUUGGUCACAGGUGUUACAGUUCUUCACCUAUUUUACAUUCUCUAUCUUGAGAUCAUUGAAGACAAACCUUUUAAUAGAACUUCCGAGUGCAAAAUACAGGCUUCACUGCAACUAUGAUGCCUGAAACGAAUAUGCAAAAUCUAUAAUUACUUAUUGCGCAUGGGCUUACUUUGGGAACUUGACAACAAUUUGACGAGGUUUGUGGAGAGGUUGUGCACUAUUGAAUGACAAAUACAGUAAUCGCAGGAUGUGUGACUCAUUGGUUAUGCCGUCUGCGCUGAGACGAAGCGAUUCUUCAUCUGAAUAUUCACGUCUUGGCGCAAGUUAUUGUGAUUCAGAAUUUCAGGCUGAUGUUCUGAGUGAGCUUCAUUGUGGUGACAUAUCCAUAAGGGUGAGAAGUGUUACGGAAGAGACAGAAAGAAAUUUGUCACAUGAACAAGGAAACAGUGCUGCUCUCAGCAGAUUUCAACUUGAACAGGAUAAUUUGACAUCUCUACAGGUGCAACAAUUAGAAAACCAGCUACUAGAAGAGGUGGAACUUCAUGCAUUCCUUGAAAAUGUACUCGAGAGAAAUGUCAUCAGAUUUUCUGGUCCAGCAAAUCUCCCUCAUCAUGUCCAAGGGCUUCUCUCAGAUAUUGCUCAACUGGAAAGUACAAUCUCAAAACUUGAAAAUGAGAUGGUAUCUUUACAUUUCCAACUCAGUCAAGAAAGAAAUGAACGGAGACUUGUGGAGUAUCGUUUGAGACAUUUACCUUCUCAAUUAACAUUUCUUUGUUCGUCAGAAAUUUUGAGUACGCCGAUGUCAUAUUCUUUAAGGUCUUCAAAGCAAUUUGAUUGUGAAGGACUUCAGCUUGCUGAAAGGUGCUUUGACCAAGUGCAAAAAGCUCAGUCAUCCAAGCAUUCUUGUGAAGGAGAAGAGCCAAUGAUGGAGAAUGCAGUGCGCUCAGUUUUGUUUUGCUGUGAAAAAAAUGAAUCUACAAAGAUAGAUGGCAAAUAUUGUCAGCCUGCAGAUUUCAGGAAGCUUCCUAAAGGGAUGCCACCAAAGGAACUUUGGAAUUGGCCUAAUUUGUUAUCAGAAGAAAUGGUCAGAUGUAUGAAAAACAUAUAUAUCUCUCUUUCAGAUUCUGGUAUAUCUAUGAAGUCAUUUAUAGAAGACAGUCAGUACUCAACUCAGUCACCAUGCGAACAUCUUCCUAAUUCAUUGAGGUGGUCAUCAUCUGAGCACUCAACAUCCUCAUCAUGGGUGCAGAGCCCACUAGUUGAUGUAAAGGAUUGUGAUGUAUUGGCUUCUGGGAAUGCCUGUGAUCCCUAUCAUGUUCGUGGUAAAUUGAGUUGGGCUGAUAUUGGAAGUUAUGGAUCAGCAAUUGAAGUAUCUUGGAUGUCAGUGGGAAAAAAGCAAUUAGAGUAUGCUGCUGGGGCACUCCGGAGGUUUAGAUUGCUCGUUGAACAAUUGGCCAAAGCAAAUCCCAUCCAUUUGACCUCCAGUGAGAAACUUGCCUUCUGGAUCAAUCUGUAUAACGCAUUGAUCAUGCAUGCUUAUUUGGCUUAUGGAGUCCCAAGAAGUGACUUAAAACUCUUUUCUUUGUUGCAAAAGGCUGCAUAUACUGUGGGGGGUCAUUCUUUCAGUGCAGCUGCAAUUGAGUAUGUGAUUCUGAAGAUGAAGCCGCCACUUCAUAGGCCUCAGAUAGCAUUGCUUCUUGCCGUUCAAAAGUUCAAAGUGUCAGAGGAGCAAAGGAAGUUUGCAAUUGGUAACCACGAGCCUCUAGUGGCUUUUGCUCUCAGCUGCGGAAUGUAUUCUUCACCUGCGGUCAGGAUUUAUACAGCUAAAAACGUGAGGGAAGAGCUUGAAGAUGCACAGCGUGAUUACAUUCGUGCAGCCGUGGGAGUAAGCAGCAAGGGGAGAUUGUUAGUGCCCAAAAUGCUUCACUGCUUUGCCAAAAGUUUUGCGGAUGAUGCAAGUUUGGCAGUGUGGAUAUCCCAUUAUCUUCCUCCUUCACAAGCUGCCUUUGUGGAGCAAUGCAUGUCCCAGAGGCGCCAGAGCUUCCUCGGUUCACGCAACUGUGCCAUACUUUCCUUUGAUUCCCGUUUCCGCUAUUUAUUCCUCCCUGAUACAGUCCCCUCCUCCACCACUCCUUGAAAGCUGAACUGAAACUACGUCACUUUGGAUCAGCCAAGGACGUUUCAUUUCAGAGAUGGCCAGCUGGAGGCCUUUUUUUUGUUAACCCCCAUCACAAUGCAAAACCAUGAUCUUGUGAGGUUGGAAUUUGAGCAUGUAUAGAUAAAACAGGGAAAAAAAGGGUUUUUGUUUUGUUUCAUGUGUUGGGGGGGGGGGGGGUUGGUUCGGCGGGGGAGUAAAUCCUGCUCCCAUUCACAUGGAGGUUCCUGAGGGCGGGGCUUAUUUAUUUGAGCAAGAUCCUAGUGGAUCUCUUUAGUUCUUUGACGAAUAAGAUCCCUGGAUCUGAUAUGAAAUAUUAGAAUGCAGCACCUAGUGCAUAUUUUGCCCUUUACCCUUACGGUCAUCACAUCUCAUGUGUUACUAAUCCAUGCAUCAUGCCUUUGGUUCCAUUCGGGGUGCCAUUAAAUUAA
Molecule: messenger RNA, 3266 nt
Organism: Neltuma alba
Lineage: Eukaryota; Viridiplantae; Streptophyta; Magnoliopsida; Fabales; Fabaceae
Exons: 12
Coding region: 928-2817 (629 amino acids)
Source: RefSeq, a predicted model, not a curated record